AUGAAUUUUUCUCAAAGCAAUGAGGAAUUUUUACCUUGGAAUCACCCAGACAAUGUACUGUCUUACAAGGCAGUGGUUGCUGUAGCAGCUGUUCAUCACACUGUCAUGAAGCCUGUCGUCGUCAGCGUGGCCGUCUCGACCAACAUCGUCAACUGCCAGGUGUUCAGGCGCCAGGGUCUGAGGGACCGCAUGAACCUGUGUCUGUGUGUGCUUUCUCUGGUGGACAUGUUCUACUUGACUUUCUCAAUGGUCUUUACAGCCUCGUACUGGGCCGUGCUAAUCAACCCUGUAGUAGGGGAGGUCAUCUACCAGAACGCACGUUGCUAUCUCAUGGGAGUGAACUACGGCUUGAGAGAAACCUCGACCUGUAUAAAUACAGUGAUCGCCAUGGAGCGAUGUCUGUGUGUCCUGCUCCCGCUACAGGCCAAGACCCUCGUCAGCACUAGAACCAUGGGUAUCCUUCUGGUUGCCAUAGCGAUUUCAAUGCAGUUUUCGUUCAUCACAACCCCCAUCAAGAGCUUUAUAUUUCCUGUUUACGAUGGCGCGUCUAACGAGACUUGGUGGAAGCUCACCCUGGCGGACAGCUGGCAGAAAAGUGCGGUUCUGAGGGUGUAUGACAAGAUCGACGACACAAUCAUGCUUGUCGUCUUUCCCAUCCUCACCUUCAUCCUCGUCUCAGGCGCAACGGCUAUCACGGUGGUCUCCCUUCGAGCCGCCAUCUUGUGGCGACAGAAGACCAGCUCCACCAGUGGCGAGGCGCAGGUCCAGCAGGUGGCGCUCACCAAGAUGCUGGUCGUCGUGUCCUGCUUUUUCAUCGCCGGCAAGGUGCCGAUGAUCUCCGUCACCGUAGCCCGCAUCGUGUACCCGGAGUUCUCGCCCUCUGGUCGUCAGUGUAACCUACACAGGGUGUGUGAGAUGCUGGCUCGCUACAUCCCGUAUAUUUACAGCGCCUGCAACUUCUUUGUUUAUUAUUCGCGAUCUUCGAGGUUCAGGAGUGAGGUCAAGGACAUCUGUAGGCGUGUUAGGAAACCCGUUCACUUAGCACGUGAACAGAACUCUGGUAGAGGUGAUCUGACAGGAAAGACCUUUACACAAAUACCUGACUACCUACCCGUCUACAAAUAA
Pomacea canaliculata is the source of this 1125-nucleotide messenger RNA. RefSeq lists its product as uncharacterized. The record is from RefSeq and is a predicted model, not a curated record. Gene Ontology annotation, cellular component: plasma membrane. Gene Ontology annotation, molecular function: G protein-coupled receptor activity. The coding region runs from base 1 to 1125 and encodes 374 amino acids. Gene Ontology annotation, biological process: G protein-coupled receptor signaling pathway. The transcript has a single exon. NCBI's taxonomy places the organism in Eukaryota, Metazoa, Mollusca, Gastropoda, Architaenioglossa, Ampullariidae.